Messenger RNA from Ilex paraguariensis (yerba mate), 562 nucleotides. The record is from the annotation of a GenBank genome assembly. Lineage: Eukaryota; Viridiplantae; Streptophyta; Magnoliopsida; Aquifoliales; Aquifoliaceae.
AUGGAAGGCGUAGAUGGAGCUCAAGAACAAUCUCAGCCUCAGCAACAACCACCCAGGGUUGUGGAAAGGCUGAACACGGCGGUCCAGCAGCAACUCAACCUUGACUCCGUUAAAACUAGAGCCAUCAGCCUCUUCAAAGCCAUCUCUCGCAUCCUCGAAGAACUCGACGCCAUCGCUCGCACCAAUUCUGUCCCCAAAUGGCAAGAUAUUUUGGGGCAAUUUUCAAUGGUGAAUCUUGAGCUUUUUAACAUUGUGGAAGACAUCAAGAAGGUUUCCAAGGCUUUUGUUGUACAUCCGAAGAAUGUUAAUGCAGAGAAUGCUACAAGUAUGAACUUGCUUCCUUCUCUUUGAACCUAAUUUCCUGGAGACAAUAUUUAUAUGGUCUUUCCAUUUAAUUACUAUAUAAUGUAAGCAAUAUAUAACAACAAAAGGAAAAUUAGUCGUUUGAAGAAAGUCAUAUCCAUUUGUUUGAAUAUUAAGGGUUAAUGUUUGAAGUUUUCCACCAUCAAAUAGAUAUUCAGAAUAAUUUGUAUAAAAAUUAAAAUAUAUUGACUUCUCAGUG